Messenger RNA from Phaeoacremonium minimum UCRPA7, 654 nucleotides. RefSeq names its product putative group protein. NCBI's taxonomy places the organism in Eukaryota, Fungi, Ascomycota, Sordariomycetes, Togniniales, Togniniaceae. The record is from RefSeq and is a predicted model, not a curated record. The transcript has 2 exons. Bases 1 to 654 code for a protein of 217 amino acids.
AUGGAUCCCUUGUCAAUUACCACGGGCUGUCUCAGCCUUCUGAGUGCGAUUGCCAGUACUACCAUCGCCAUUUCUGGCUUUGUUAAGGGCUGCAGGGAAGCACGGCGUGACCUGACAGAUGUCUCUCGUGAGCUAUCAGACCUCAAGAUCGUGCUGGAACUCCUCAAAGAUGAUAGCGAAGCAGUCGGAGAGGCUGCCAUUCCCGAGGCAAUGCACUCCCAGAUCAAAUCUCUUCUAACAGGCUGCCAUGGUGUCAUUCUCACCGUUGACAAGGUCAUUCAAAGACAUGAAGGUCGCCUCGCAGCUGUCAAGUGGGUAGCCGAUGGGAAGAAGGAGGUCGCCUACCUUCGGCAGUCUCUAGAGGCGUAUCGCGGAACUCUUAGCUUAACUUUGGAGACCGUCAAUCUAUCUGUCACCAAGGCGAUCAAGGUCGACACAACCGCACUGAAGAGUGACACUGCUGAUAUCAAGGAAGACACGUCACAAAUUCUGGCUGAAAUUGCGCGCCUGAGGUCUUUGCUUUCUGAGGAGCAGCAGGAUAAUGUGAUACUGGAGCGUUACCUUGACAGUAUUACGAGCUAUGCCGAGACAGUUUAUGACGAAGCUGUUCGAGACGGAAGCAUCAAUGAAGGCAUUUCAAGUACAGCCUCGUGA